AUGCAGUGGAGGCGAAUCGCUGAGUAUCUCCACCUAGAAAAACUGUGCACCCGUCUGAUCCAUCACCGCUUCUUCUGCGAUCCUCCAUAUGCCGACGUACCCAAGCCCCGGCGGGACAAAUCGGAGAGGAAGCCGUAUGUUAGUCCCGUAACAGAGUUGAUUCGCCGGGCUAGGAAAGAGCGAGAAUCCAGAAAGGCACAUCCCGUGAGAAUGCUCGAGGACCCACCUCACAACGGCUUGUCGGUCCCUGAACUCGUUCACGUCGCUCAUCGGGUUUAUCUAGCUCGCUAG
Linum trigynum is the source of this 291-nucleotide messenger RNA. Lineage: Eukaryota; Viridiplantae; Streptophyta; Magnoliopsida; Malpighiales; Linaceae. The record is from the annotation of a GenBank genome assembly.